CUUGAAUCGAUAUAUGUAAUGACUGCGCAUUGAGCGUCUGUUGCGAGGCCUGUGGAGUGUUCUUUGGGUGGAUUGAAACCGCGAUAUCCCGGUUUAUCUGGAUAUGAGUUCAUUCGGGGAAGCAUCUCAACUUGGUGCAGAAUGGUUCUCCGUCGGCCUCGCUUCAUCAUUUCCAGACGUGGGAUCCGACAAUGACAACUUGGCAAGAUAUAGAACGUGUAGUGCGGAUUCUAAACCAGGAUGCAAGGUUUUCCAAGUGCCCAGGGAAGAUAGCCUUCAAAGCGCAGAAGUCGCAAUUAGAGAAGAUGGUACCCUCCAGCGAUCGGAUAUGAAGGGGCUCAAAGACCAAGUCCUGGUGUUUCGAUACAAGGGAAAAUUCCAUGCGGUUGACCAUAAAUGCCCUCAUUCGUCGUAUCCCCUCUCACAAGGCACGCCAUUCGACAUUGAAGACUUCGGCAUCGUUUUUAGCGCUGGGCUGACAUGCCCAAAACAUGAAUGGUCAUUCGAUAUAUUCACAGGAGCAGCAGACCGGGGAAAUUACCAGCUAGAUAUAUGGGAAACGCAACUGCGCGAAAUUGAAGGCUUGGAUUCGCAGCAAAUGGAAGUUGGCGCUAGUGAAGUGUCAGGUUUCGCGGAUAAGGAAGUAUGGGUCAGGAGAAGACAACCAAAGAGGUAGCCAGCUACGAGAUAAGUUGAC
This is a messenger RNA of Trichoderma atroviride IMI 206040, 697 nucleotides long. The record is from RefSeq and is a predicted model, not a curated record. NCBI's taxonomy places the organism in Eukaryota, Fungi, Ascomycota, Sordariomycetes, Hypocreales, Hypocreaceae.